AUGUAAUAAAUUACAAAUUAGAAGUUUGAGUCCCUUAGAGAACAAUUGGCCACUUCCUAUAAAUAAUCUCAAAUAUUUUCUACCUACAAACAUCAGAACUAGCUCUAUUAAUCUUCAAUAAUCAAGAGCGAGGACAGUUGCUUGGAAUAUAGUAACUUUGAAUAAGAGUAAGAAUAAGGAACAAUACAUUCCUCUGUGAAAUCAGUCAAGAAAAAAAAAUAAUAAGCUCGAGUGAUGAAUUCACAAUACAACUAAAAAGAAAUACUUUAAAGUGUUACUAAAAACAUAAUCCCAAAAAUCAUUAUGAUAUAGAGGAACUAUAGGAGAUAUUUAAAUAUGAAAUCAUUUCAAAAGAAACUUAGAUAAUUGAGAAAUCGGAAAUAUGUUGUUGUUGAAUUUCACUAGAUUGAAAAAAAUUAUAAUGAAGACCUAAAUAUUAUUGUUGGCAGAUUGAUGUCAGAUAUCAGACGUCAAUCCAUUUUGACUGAAGAUGAAUUGCUGUCUCUAUUUUUGAAUGUUGAGUAAAUACAACAACUAAAUUACAAAUUCUAUAUUACCAUACAAUAAAUUUUACAAAAUUAUCGACAUUUUAUUAUUAUUUCAUAAUAAUUCAAGAUUUACAUCCCUUUUUUUAAAAUCUAUUAUGAUUACUGCAGCAGAUUUUAAUUAGAAUAUAUAAAUAAACUACGUAACACAAAAGUAUUAUAUUGGCUUAAUUUAUAGGCAGAAUUCAACUAGUACCUUCAGAAUAUUGAAGCCAGUGGACUCCUCAAGGGUUUGACGUUUGAAUCAUUUCUUGUUAAACCAGUAUAAUAAUUACCUAGAUAUGUGUUGAUGAUAGAAAAGCUAAUUAAAUACACAGAAUUGAGUCAUCCAGAUUAUCAUGAUCUUAAACAAAUUCAAGAGUAAUUCUAUAAAAUCAAUGAGUAAAUCAAUUAGAUGAUGAAUACUACUCAAAGCAAUUUGAAAUUACUGGCCUAAUUCGGAACAAUUGAUUAAUAGGAAAUUGAGAUGAUCUAAAAAAAGUAGUUAGAAGAAGAGCAAUUUCUUAAAAAUUUAUAAUAAUAGGUGUCUAUACACAUUGUAUCCACUUUCAAAUAGAAAGAUGGUAUAAAUACAUUCAUAGUCUAUAUAAUCUAAAUUUAAAUUAAUAAUUAUAGGAUCAGAACAUAUCAAAGGUAUAGCGAUUUACUGGAACUUGAAACGACUCUUUUAGACAGAAAUUUUGAUAUAGAAGGAUUACAAAGUAACUGUGCAAAUUUAAUCUCAGAAAAUAAAUUAAUCAAACUUCGUCAAGAAUCCAUAUUAUAUUUCUUAAAAUCCAUAUUCUUGAACAAAUAGAUGAAGCAGUAUGAAGAUAUUCUCAUAUCACAUCUUGAUCUACCUGAAAAUUUCUUCGCAAUCGAUAAAAUCCACAAUGAAACUCUAGUUACAAUGAGAGGCAGUUACACAACUUAGAUGAGAAACACCCUGUUUUAAGAGGAUGAAUUUGAAAUCAAAGUAAUUUUACCAGAUGAUAAAAACAUUACUCUGAACAUUACUUAGCACUGCAAAACUAUUGAUUUAAUAGACACAGUGUGUAGAUCCAUCUUUUUAGAUAGAAACUUCGAUUUCAAAUUGAUGAUCUUCUAGAACAAUACUUGUCGAUAUUUAGAUGACAAUGAGGUUGUUUAUAAGGUUAUGAAAAACUACAAUAACAAAUAACAAAAUUUCUUAUCUAAAUUUUUCAACGGGAUAUAUUAUUCAGUGAGUUCUAAGCAAGAGCCAAAGUUUUAUUUGAAGAAAUACUUGUAUCUCUGCUAUGAAAUAGAAUUUUAAGAGUUUAGUAAAAAUAAAAGGAGAUCUCAAUUAUUAUUUUACUAGGAGUUAUCACAAAUGAAAUUCAAUCAUUCUCACAUGAGUUAGCAAGAAUAUGUAAUACAAUGUGCACUUGCCAUUUGCAUUCUAUAUAACAAUGAUGUUCAUAAAAUUAAGACAUUCGAAUAAGUGAGAAUGUAAUGGUUUCAGAACUUUGUGCCUUUACUAAUUUUAAAUAGUAUUAAGAAAGCUGAAUGGAAAAGAUAAAUAUUCUAAUAGAUUCAAAACCUUUUGACAGAAUUGCAAGUUCAAAAGUUUCAGCUAAGUUUGAACAACGAAAUAAGAAUAUUGGAAAUUGAGUUUCUAAACAAUCUCUAUAAAUAAAAACUACAUGGAAUCAAGCUAUUUACCGUAAAAAUGUUAUAAAAUUCAUUUUUAAAUUCAUAAAAAAGAAUGCCUAUUAAAGUAUCCUUAGGUAUCCUUCAUAAUGAAAUUUAAAUAUUUGAAUAAAAUUAAAGUAUUCCACUGAUGUCAUUGCCAAUUCAGUAAAUGCAGCAAUUGUCUAUUUAGAAUAGUGUAAUGACAACUACUUUUCUUGAAGGGGUUAUCACUUUUCAACAUUAGUCAAUAUUGGAAGUCUACAGAUUAAUGGAAGAAUACUAAUAAAUUAGUCUUCUAAAAUAGAACUUAGGUCAUCCAGAUAUGAUAGAAACGAACGAUGUCAGUUAAAGUUAAAUUAUAUGA
Molecule: messenger RNA, 2541 nt
Organism: Paramecium tetraurelia
Lineage: Eukaryota; Ciliophora; Oligohymenophorea; Peniculida; Parameciidae
Exons: 7
Cellular component (GO): cytoskeleton
Molecular function (GO): phosphatidylinositol binding; guanyl-nucleotide exchange factor activity
Source: RefSeq, a predicted model, not a curated record